CUCGGUAUAAAAGACAGUGUCGCGCUUCAGACUGCAGCAUUUCUUCAACAGGAGAAGACGGCGUUGCUAGACGAUUACAGAAGUAACUAUUACAGUUUCGAUAGCUGUGGUGCAAGAUGCAGAUCUUUGUGAAAACCCUCACCGGCAAAACCAUCACCCUGGAGGUGGAGCCCAGCGACACCAUUGAGAAUGUCAAGGCCAAGAUCCAGGAUAAGGAGGGCAUCCCCCCUGACCAGCAGAGGCUGAUCUUUGCCGGCAAGCAGCUGGAAGAUGGCCGCACUCUGUCCGACUACAACAUCCAGAAGGAGUCCACCCUUCACUUGGUCCUCCGUCUCAGGGGUGGUAUGCAGAUCUUCGUCAAAACCCUCACCGGCAAAACCAUCACCCUGGAGGUGGAGCCCAGUGACACCAUUGAGAACGUCAAAGCCAAAAUCCAGGAUAAGGAGGGCAUCCCCCCUGACCAGCAGAGGCUGAUCUUUGCUGGCAAACAGCUGGAGGAUGGCCGCACCCUCUCUGACUACAAUAUCCAGAAAGAAUCCACCCUCCACCUUGUUCUCCGUCUCAGGGGUGGCAUGCAGAUCUUUGUCAAGACCCUCACCGGCAAAACCAUCACCCUGGAGGUGGAGCCCAGCGACACCAUUGAGAACGUCAAAGCCAAGAUCCAGGAUAAGGAGGGCAUCCCCCCUGACCAGCAGAGGCUGAUCUUUGCCGGAAAGCAGCUGGAAGAUGGCCGCACCCUGUCUGACUACAAUAUCCAAAAAGAAUCCACCCUCCACCUUGUUCUCCGUCUGAGGGGUGGCAUGCAGAUCUUCGUCAAGACCCUCACCGGCAAGACCAUCACCCUGGAGGUGGAGCCCAGUGACACCAUUGAGAACGUCAAGGCCAAAAUCCAGGAUAAGGAGGGCAUCCCCCCUGACCAGCAGAGGUUGAUCUUUGCCGGAAAGCAGCUGGAAGAUGGCCGCACCCUGUCCGACUACAACAUCCAGAAGGAGUCCACCCUUCACCUGGUCCUCCGUCUCAGGGGUGGUAUGCAGAUCUUCGUCAAGACCCUCACCGGCAAAACCAUCACCCUGGAGGUGGAGCCCAGCGACACCAUUGAGAAUGUGAAGGCCAAGAUCCAGGAUAAGGAGGGCAUCCCCCCUGACCAGCAGAGGCUGAUCUUUGCCGGCAAGCAGCUGGAAGAUGGCCGCACCCUGUCCGACUACAACAUCCAGAAGGAGUCCACCCUCCACCUUGUUCUCCGUCUUAGGGGUGGCCAGUAAAUGAGUUCAAUAUUUUAUUCACUUAACAUGACAAAUGCACCUAAUAAAGUGAGAUCACAAUAAAUGGA
Molecule: messenger RNA, 1330 nt
Organism: Poecilia reticulata (guppy)
Lineage: Eukaryota; Metazoa; Chordata; Actinopteri; Cyprinodontiformes; Poeciliidae
Source: RefSeq, a predicted model, not a curated record